Messenger RNA from Cercospora beticola, 3139 nucleotides. Its product is annotated as Zn(II)2Cys6 transcription factor domain-containing protein. The record is from RefSeq and is a predicted model, not a curated record. Gene Ontology annotation, molecular function: DNA-binding transcription factor activity, RNA polymerase II-specific; zinc ion binding. Gene Ontology annotation, biological process: regulation of DNA-templated transcription. NCBI's taxonomy places the organism in Eukaryota, Fungi, Ascomycota, Dothideomycetes, Mycosphaerellales, Mycosphaerellaceae.
CCCGCCGUUCGUUCCCGCGUCGAACCCACAACCGCAGUCCUUCUGGCCCACGCAGCAGCAACUCGUGAGCCUAGAGCAGCAACAACGGUACGCGCAGGAAGUCGCGAUGCAGCAUCAACAGCAGCAGCACAACCAGCAGGCGCAGGCGCAGGCUCAGUACCCGCAACAGCAGCAGCCGUAUAUGGCCGCUUCCUCGAGUCAAGACCAAAAGUCCCAGACGAGUCGUCCGAGCAGCAAUCACAGCAAUCAACCGCUGAAUCUCGGCUCCCAUGGCCUCGAUCUCGAUUACUCGGGCAUCAUGUCCGACACGAACUGGCAGUAUCAAUUCCCACAGUCUGCCCAGCAGCAGCCCCAAUUCGCCGCCCACACCGCUCCGGCAUUUAACGACAUGACCGCCUACAACCCGGCCUCAUUCGGGACAUCGCUGCAGGCGUCGCCGGUCGACUUCAUGCCUGCAACGACUGUCGGAACCUACGCCGUCACUGCUGGGAUGGACCCGACGAACUAUAUGACCAUGGCUGGCCCGAUGGAGUCGAUGAACGCUCUCGUGUAUCCGCUUGAGGACUACUCGCAAGGCAUGAUGUUUCCCAUGGCAUUGAACCAGGCCGCCCUCCAGCAACACACCCAGCAUACCCAAAAUGCCUCCGACUCAAUACACUCAAGUCUGCCUGGAAGCUCACCGACUGGCACCAUUCUGGAAGUGCAGUCGCUGUCAGAUAACGAGGGCUGGUCGAUGGUGAACUAUCACAGCCACCGCGCGUCGUUAGACUCAUUCGGCACAGUCUCGAACCCCAGCCAAAACCUGCACAUUCGCACGAGUUCAGAUUCAUCGUCGUCUGAUGGGCCUCACUCUGCAGAGUUGUCUGGUAGCUACGAGGAAAUCGCCCCAUGGCCCAUGCAUUCGCCACACGACCUCCACGGCCAAGACUAUCUCGACGCACAGUAUGCUGCCUACCAACAAAACGCUCACAACAUGGCCAUGCACCAACAUCAGCACACAUCACCGUCUGCCUCUGGCCCGUCUACCGCUGUCAGCCCACACAACGUCGUGUCUUACCAGUCAUCAGGGUCAUCAUCGACCUCGCCCGCUUCAUCUGGUCCAGUGUCGCCACCGCUUCGACGUCGCAAAUCUCCCCUCGAGGCCAAGACGACAAAGGCAGUCAUCAAGAAGAACUCGCCUACGACUAUUACGCGCCGCGAUGCCGCUACUGGCGAGAAGAAGGUCGGCCGCAGACGCGGUCCUCUUCGACCUGACCAGCGCUUGCAAGCACACGAGAUCCGCAAACUCCGUGCGUGCUUGCGAUGCAAGUUCUUGAAAAAGACUUGCGACAAGGGUGAGCCAUGUGGCGGUUGUCGACCAAGUCAUGCCCGCUUGUGGCAAGUGCCGUGCACGCGCAUGGACAUCAAGGACAUUGGCUAUUUCAUGAAAGACUGGAAGGCAGACUACGAUCGUCAUGUUUCACUCGGCUUCAGCGUUGGCAACGUCAAGGGCUACAGCUCUUAUGAGCGUGUGUUGUACAUCACCCACGGUUAUGGCCACUACCUACCCAUCAAUGCGCGCGAGGUCUACGUCAAGGACGAUCAAUGCUUUGGCAUGGACUGGGUUGAGACCACCGAGAGCAAAGAUCCUGAAGAAUUUGAGCUUACGACUGCCAAGCUGUGCGCCGGUAUGGAGGGCGUCAGCACUGCCAUGCUGUCAGAAUACCUUGAUCGCCAUCUCGACGAGGGCUUUGAGGAGUUCGUGCAUGAAUACUUCGAGGGUACCAAGUUUCUGACGGAGAUCUUGAUCACUUGCUACCGAUACUAUCGCAAGGAGAAGACGCCAUCGAUACGAAAGGCUCUCAAGCUUGUCCUGGCGUACAACCUGACGUUACAUGUCACAAUGGUCACUGGUCUCUCAGAAGAGGAACAGUUCGUUGGCAAGAUCAACGACACACACUCAAAGUUCUACGGGCAGACCAUCGCGCCCGUGAUGAUCAACUUCCAGGUCAAGUGCGCGCUUGCUGACAUGUGGCGCGAACUCCAAAAGGACAUUCUGGAGGAACUUUCUGCUCUCUACUCAUCAGUAUACUCUGGUGACAAGCUCAAGAACUGGCCAACAAUCUUCAUGCUGGCCACCAUCCUGCUUGCUAUCUGGGAGGAGAUGCAAUUCGACUGUCACUACCGCGUGCCAGACGAGAAGGCUGUGCAGAAAUUCUGCGACGAUAUGGAGACCACACCUGUUGGUGUGAUUGUUGGUCUCUUCGCAGCCAUCUCCACAAAGCUGCCUGGCCUCCAGGAGUGGGACACCAAGAAGCACCACCAGUUGCUUGGCUCAAAUCCGGCCGUGUGUGAUGCAUUGACCGAAGUGCGCGGGCACAUCAACAAACAUGAAAAGUACCUCAGGGAGCGCGCACAGUCGGCUACAUUCAACCGCGACGACUUUGACUGCCUCAGCAACAAGUUCCUCAGCAAGCUUGUUAUCAAAGCGAACUAGGCACCCCCCUGAUCAACCCCGACUGUGUUACAAUUUCAACGAUUACGAAGAACAUGACGGCACUCGACUAUGCCCAACGUGCUCACGAGUCAUCGAUAACGGCCGCAAUACACACAAACGAACCGGAACGAAAAGCACAGUUUCUUAUUUAUCCUUUCUUGAGCUACCGGACCAAGCGCAUUGAACUUAUCCUACCGGAGCUACGACCUUGUACCACCUUGCAUCUUACCAGGCGUUGACUCAACAUGUCGUUGCGACGAUACCAUUCAGCGCACCGAACUGGGAUGGACUUUGCUCUCCCACUUUUUCCGUUUCAAUUUUUUCUUUUCGAUAAUGGGUUGAAGAUUUCACGGAUCACGAUCUUGACAAAUCUGUCUUCUGGAAGAUGUUGCCAAUUUCGUUCUCUUAUCACUUUACGAAGGCAGUUGGAAGAUAUAUGGAUGAAAGCGAUCGAAAUUGCAUGUGAGAUGCAGACAGGCAUCUAAACAAUGAGGGUCACGGAGCCCUUGUUAUCUCCUACGGUUAUAUGAUGCAUGGCAUUCACGAAUCUCGAAGUAGACGUAGCAUGGAAUAUGAAAUGGCACGGCUGUUGACUUCACUCACUUACUCAAGCUUUGAGUUUCUCACACCCUUGUCGCGACAUGUCACCUACUUGUGUUGGGC